Molecule: messenger RNA, 1054 nt
Organism: Cuculus canorus (common cuckoo)
Lineage: Eukaryota; Metazoa; Chordata; Aves; Cuculiformes; Cuculidae
Gene: PURB
Product: purine rich element binding protein B
Exons: 1
Coding region: 53-1054 (333 amino acids)
Biological process (GO): regulation of transcription by RNA polymerase II
Cellular component (GO): nucleus
Molecular function (GO): DNA-binding transcription factor activity, RNA polymerase II-specific; RNA polymerase II transcription regulatory region sequence-specific DNA binding; purine-rich negative regulatory element binding
Source: RefSeq, a predicted model, not a curated record
GACGUCAGCGGUGUCGCAGCGGGGCCGGAAGCGGCGGCGGGCGCGGGCCAAGAUGGCGGACGGCGACAGCGGCAGCGAACGCGGCGGGAGCGGCAGCGGCAGCGGCGGUUUCGGCCCUUCCCGAAGCGGUGGAAGCGGCGGAGCCGGAGCGGGAAGCGGCGCUGGACCCGAACAGGAAACUCAGGAAUUGGCUUCGAAGCGAUUGGAUAUCCAGAACAAACGGUUCUAUCUGGACGUGAAGCAAAACGCCAAAGGCCGUUUCCUUAAGAUCGCCGAGGUGGGCGCGGGGGGGUCCAAGAGUCGCCUCACCCUCUCCAUGGCCGUCGCCGCCGAGUUCCGCGAUUAUUUAGGCGAUUUCAUCGAGCACUACGCUCAGCUGGGCCCGUCCAGCCCCGAGCAGUUGGCCCAGGCCGCGGCGCCGCCGGGCGAGGAGGGACCGGGGCCUCGCCGGGCCCUCAAGAGCGAAUUCCUCGUGCGGGAAAACCGUAAAUAUUAUCUGGACCUGAAAGAAAACCAACGCGGACGAUUCCUUCGGAUCCGUCAAACCGUCAAUCGUGGACCGGGAGGAACGGGUGGUUUCGCUUCGGGACCUCCGGGACUUCAAAGCGGUCAAACCAUCGCUCUUCCCGCUCAGGGCCUGAUCGAAUUCCGCGACGCUUUGGCCAAAUUGAUCGAUGACUACGGGGGAGAGGAGGAUGAGUUGGGAGGUCCCGGGGGCGGCGGGCCGGGCGGAGGGGGGCUCUACGGAGAGCUUCCCGAGGGUACUUCCAUCACGGUGGACUCCAAGCGUUUCUUCUUCGACGUCGGCUGCAACAAAUACGGCGUUUUCUUGAGGGUGAGCGAAGUGAAACCCUCGUACCGCAACGCCAUCACCGUCCCCUACAAAGCUUGGGCCAAGUUCGGCGGCGCUUUCUGCCGUUACGCCGAAGAGAUGCGCGAUAUCCAAGAAAGGCAAAGGGAUAAACUCUACGAUCGACGCGCCGGACCACCGGGACCCGGGAGCGGGAGCGGAGCCGGCGAUGAUUCCGACGGUGACGACGUGGAUGACGACUGA